Molecule: messenger RNA, 946 nt
Organism: Trichosurus vulpecula (common brushtail)
Lineage: Eukaryota; Metazoa; Chordata; Mammalia; Diprotodontia; Phalangeridae
Gene: MRPL18
Product: mitochondrial ribosomal protein L18
Exons: 4
Coding region: 102-644 (180 amino acids)
Biological process (GO): translation
Cellular component (GO): ribosome; mitochondrion
Molecular function (GO): 5S rRNA binding; structural constituent of ribosome
Source: RefSeq, a predicted model, not a curated record
CUGCCCCGAACCAAUAUGGCUGCGCCCACGCAGGCCGUUCUGCUCCCUUGAUCUAUACAGAGCUGAUCGCCGAGGCCGCUUUCUCCGGGGUCAUCGGCACGAUGGCGCUGCAGGCGCGGGGCCGGAACCUGUUGGCUCUAUGCAGGAAGCCCGGGUUUCGGUUAGCGCCCCUCAUCACUAGCCCCAACCCGGCCGCGGCGCCAGAGGGGGACACGAAGGAAAAUGAGGCGAUCGCGCCGGAAUUCACCAACCGGAACCCCCGCAAUCUGGAGCGCUUGGCCCUGGCCCGGAAGGAGAGGGGCUGGGGCACGGUGUGGCCGCCCCGGGCCUAUUGGCACAGGUUGCGAGUUCAGAGGACCCAGCACCAUAUAGAAGCUUUUGUUGAGCAUCAUGAUGGAAAUGUUGUGGUUUCAGCAUCCACCCGAGAAUGGGCUAUUAAGAAGCACCUCUACACAACUCGAAGUGUUAAUGCCAGUGAGAAUAUUGGACGGGUUCUGGCCCAGCGGUGUCUGGAGGCCGGAAUCAACUUCAUGGUCUUCUAUCCCACUUCUUGGGAAUCAUCCUCAGAAUCGAUACAGCGACUACAGAAUGCCAUGAAAGAAGGUGGGGUGGUGCUACAGGAACCCCGAAGAAUCUAUGAAUAAAGGAGAGAUUUAAUUUCUUUUGGACUUUUAAUUAAAAAAAAAUCAGCUGAUACCCUUUUAUCAAGAGACAGGAACUUGAGGGAUAAUCACCUUGGUGUUUUACAGUAUAAUAAAUGUGACAGUUUUUUUUAAUGGUUUUUUCUUUUGUGACUUUUAUUCAAGCUAAAUCCAUCUCUCUUCUGAAUCUAAUUUUAGUUGUUUUUCAGACACAUUCUCUUUCAAGCAUGAAAUCUGGCUGAUUUUAAAGUGUGAGUUAAAUGCUGUAAUUCAAAGAUUAAAAAAUAUCAGAAGAUUGUUAAAUA